Molecule: messenger RNA, 2917 nt
Organism: Callithrix jacchus (white-tufted-ear marmoset)
Lineage: Eukaryota; Metazoa; Chordata; Mammalia; Primates; Cebidae
Gene: VIL1
Product: villin 1
Biological process (GO): actin filament severing; actin polymerization or depolymerization; barbed-end actin filament capping
Cellular component (GO): lamellipodium; actin cytoskeleton; cytoplasm
Molecular function (GO): actin filament binding; phosphatidylinositol-4,5-bisphosphate binding
Source: RefSeq, a predicted model, not a curated record
UCUGCAGCCAGCUUGCCACAACUCCCUGAGAUCUCCCAGGUGGCAGCUGCCUCCCCAAGACAGUUCAAGGAGCAUUCAUGGAGGGCAGCUCCCCACCAGGCUGGUGAAAGGCUCCAUGGAGAUCCGGGUGGCCUCUGACCUGGUGAGGAGGAGCCUCAAAACUAGGGAGGAGAGGCCAGGCGCGGUGGCUCACGCCUAUAAUCCCAGCCCUUUGGGAGGUCGAGGCAGGCACAUCACCUGAGGCUCACUCACCAUGACCAAGCUGAGCGCCCAAGUCAAAAGCUCUCUCAACAUCACUACCCCAGGGCUGCAGAUAUGGAGGAUUGAGGCCAUGCAGAUGGUACCUGUUCCUUCCAGCACCUUUGGGAGCUUCUUCGAUGGUGACUGCUACAUCAUCUUGGCUAUCCACAAGACGGCCAGCAACCUGUCCUAUGACAUCCACUACUGGAUUGGCCAGAACUCCUCCCAGGAUGAGCAGGGGGCAGCUGCCAUCUACACCACACAGAUGGACGACUUCCUGAAGGGCCGGGCCGUGCAGCACCGCGAGGUCCAGGGCAAUGAGAGCGAGGCCUUCCGAGGCUACUUCAAGCAAGGCAUUGUGAUCCAGAAAGGGGGCGUGGCUUCUGGCAUGAAGCAUGUGGAGACCAACUCCUUUGAUGUCCAGAGGCUGCUGCAUGUCAAGGGCAAGAGGAACGUGGUAGCUGGAGAGGUAGAGAUGUCCUGGAAGAGUUUCAACCGGGGGGAUGUUUUCCUCCUGGACCUCGGGAAGCUAAUCAUCCAGUGGAACGGACCUGAAAGUAACCGCAUGGAGAGACUCAGGGGCAUGACUCUGGCCAAGGAGAUCCGAGACCAGGAGCGAGGAGGGCGCACCUACAUAGGUGUGGUGGAUGGAGAGAAUGAAUCGGCAUCUCCGCAGCUGAUGGAGGUGAUGAACUACGUGCUGGGCAAGCGCCGUGAGCUGAAGGCAGCUGUGCCCGACACGGUGGUGGAGCCGGCGCUCAAGGCCGCACUCAAGCUGUACCAUGUGUCUGACUCCGAGGGGAAUCUGGUGAUGAGGGAAAUCGCCACGCGGCCGCUGACGCAAAACCUGCUCAGUCACGAGGACUGUUACAUCCUGGACCAGGGGGGCCUGAAGAUUUACGUGUGGAAGGGGAAGAAUGCCAAUGAGCGGGAGAAGAAGGGAGCCGUGAACUAUGCACUGAACUUCAUCAAAGCCAAGCAGUACCCGCCAAGCACACAGGUGGAGGUGCAGAAUGACGGGGCAGAGUCGGCCGUCUUUCAGCAACUCUUCCAGAAGUGGACCGUGCCCAACCGGACCUCAGGCCUGGGCAAAACCCACACUGUGGGCUCCGUGGCCAAGGUGGAGCAGGUGAAGUUCGAUGCCUCGUCCAUGCAUGUCCAGCCUCAGGUGGCUGCCCAGCAGAAGAUGGUGGAUGAUGGGAGUGGGGACGUGCAGGUGUGGCGCAUUGAGGACCUAGAGCUGGCACCUGUGGAUUCCAAGUGGCUAGGCCACUUCUAUGGGGGCGACUGCUACCUGCUGCUCUACACCUACCUCAUCGGCGAGAAGCAGCACUACCUACUCUACAUCUGGCAGGGCAGCCAGGCCAGCCAAGAUGAAAUUGCUGCAUCAGCUUAUCAAGCUGUCAUCCUCGACCAGAAGUACAAUGGUGAACCAGUCCAGAUCCGGGUCCCAAUGGGCAAGGAGCCGCCUCAUCUUAUGUCCAUCUUCAAGGGACGCAUGGUUGUCUACCAGGGAGGCACCUCCCGAGGUAACAACUUGGAGCCUGGGCCCUCCACACGGCUGUUCCAGGUCCAGGGAACCAGAGCCAGCAACACCAAGGCCUUUGAGGUCCCAGCGCGGGCCAGUUCCCUCAAUUCCAAUGAUGUCUUUGUCCUCAAGACCCAGUCUUGCUGCUACCUAUGGUGUGGGAAGGGCUGUAGUGGGGACGAGCGGGAGAUGGCCAAGAUGGUUGCUGACACCAUCUCCCGGACAGAGAAGCAAGUGGUGGUGGAAGGGCAGGAGCCAGCCAACUUCUGGAUGGCCCUGGGCGGGAAGGCUCCCUAUGCCAACACCAAGAGACUACAGGAAGAAAACCUGGUCAUUACCCCCCGGCUCUUUGAAUGUUCCAACCAGACUGGGCGCUUCCUGGCCAUAGAGAUCCCCGACUUCAGUCAGGACGACUUGGAAGAGGAUGAUGUGUUCCUACUAGAUGUCUGGGACCAGGUCUUCUUCUGGAUUGGGAAACAUGCCAACGAGGAGGAGAAGAAGGCUGCAGCAGCCACGGUGCAGGAAUACCUCAAGACCCAUCCCAGCGGGCGUGACCCCGAAACCCCCAUCAUUGUGGUGAAGCAGGGACAUGAGCCCCCCACCUUCACAGGCUGGUUCCUGGCUUGGGAUCCCUUCAAGUGGAGUAACACAAAAUCCUAUGAGGACCUGAAGGAGGAGCUUGGCAACUCUAGAGACUGGAGCCAGAUCACUGCUGAGAUCACAAGCCCCAAAGUGGAUGUGUUCAAUGCUAACACCAACCUCAGUUCUGGGCCUCUGCCCAUCUUCCCCCUGGAGAAGCUAGUGAACAAGCCUGUAGAGGAGCUCCCCGAGGGUGUGGACCCCAGCAGGAAGGAGGAACACCUGUCCAUUGAAGAUUUCACUCAGGCUUUCGGGAUGACUCCAACUGCCUUCUCUGCUCUGCCUCGAUGGAAGCAACAAAACCUCAAGAAAGAAAAAGGACUAUUCUAAGAGUGGCUGUGGUUGUAAAGCAGCACCCUACUGUAAUUGUGGGGUUUUAUCACUGGUAUUAGUCCUACACCAAUUGAAGUGAAAUUUUACAGUUGUGCCUACGAGCACAAACUUCUCUGGGCAAAUGCCACUUUUGUAGUAAUUUACCUAUUCCUUCAGAAAGAUGAUAUCCCAAAAGGA